CUUUUUCUCUUCUCCUCUCUUCUCCAUUGCUCUCACUCAGACUACACACAGAAUAGCUAGCAGUGAGCAGAGUGAGUGAGACAUGGCCAAGAUCUGCAAACUAACAGCCACAGCAGCAGCAGCAGCUCCUUUGGGUCUCUUGCUUUUCCUAUGCCAUCAGCUCCCCUGCAUUGACGCGUUCAACCGCUUCACGGUCGGCGACGAGAAGGGCUGGAUCCCCAACGUCAACUACACCGUCUGGGAGAAGAAGCACCGCCCCUUCCACGUCGGCGACUGGCUCGUGUUUUACUAUCAGCCGAAAUCGGCGGACAUUGUGCGAGUGGACGAGGACUCGUACGACAAGUGCGACGCGUCGAACCCGAUCUCCAACUACAGCAAGGGCCGGAGCUACGCCUUCGAGCUCAACCACACCGGACGAUACUACUUCAUCUGUAGCUACGGCUACUGCUACCAGGGAAUGAAGCUCAGCAUCAACGUCGAGCCCCUCUCGCCGCCUGCCUCCCCUUCCUCCUCCAAGAAAUCCUCCGCCUCCUCCUCCUCCGCCGCUGUUGCCGCCGCUUCUCCUCUCCCGGCGGCGAUCGCCGUCUCGCUGCUCCUGAAGCUGCUGCUCCGGCUGCUGUAGCUGAAAUUGAUCGGCGAUAUUGCGUGUAUGCAAUUGUUGAUUUGUUAUUGUGAUGUUGUGUGGAUCUUGAUGGAUUUUGGGAUUUCCAACUGUUUUGUUAGAUUUUAUUUUGGUGUGACCGUGACGAGAGUUAAAUUGUUGCAGUAAAUCCCUGCUUUGCUUUA
Molecule: messenger RNA, 786 nt
Organism: Zingiber officinale
Lineage: Eukaryota; Viridiplantae; Streptophyta; Magnoliopsida; Zingiberales; Zingiberaceae
Product: mavicyanin-like
Exons: 2
Coding region: 83-622 (179 amino acids)
Cellular component (GO): plasma membrane
Molecular function (GO): electron transfer activity
Source: RefSeq, a predicted model, not a curated record